CCUCCUGUAGAGUUCUACUGGAGACAUCGGAGAAGGGGCGGCCAAUCCCUGCCUGACGUCAGCUGUAGUAGGGCUGCAGCCCGCUUUCCCAAGAGCCCCCGGGUGGGCUUUCUAGCUGAGGAGAGCUUAUUGCUCGGGCGUGGGUCACUUCGGGUGAAAUAUCGCGUCCUGUCGCGUAAGGGUUAAUGACGGCCCGGGCUGGAGCUUUUCUGAAAGAAUCCAUUCUAUAUGUAAAGAAAUGGAAUUCCUUUGAAGAAAGAAUCCUGUUUCACGACUAUGAGUGGAGUGGAUUUAAGAAGCGUAAAGAUGCAGAUAUUGUCUGUAUGCUAAAAAGUAAUUCAUGAAUUGGUCAUUAAAAAGAAGAUGUAGUUAUUUGUUUGAAAUGGUCACUUGUUGACCCUGGACUUUUAUUCCAUUUUACUGUGAAUCGAUUGGCAAUAGAUUUUUUUUCAAAAGCGAGUGAUUGAUACAGUACAAUCCAGUACCCCACAAACAAGCUGAACACUUUUUAAGUAAGUAUGACAAGUGAAAUCAGGCAGUUUCAGCCACUGACUAAAUAUAAUUGCCAGAAAUGCAGAUUCUCAACAAAAGACCCAAAAAGGUACAGAACACAUGUGUCUAUUCACAAUGACAUCAAGUUUGCCUGUUCACAUUGUAGUUAUGUAUCUUACACAAAAGGAGACUUUCAAAGACAUUUGGUGACGCACACCGGCAAAUUCCCUUAUACAUGUGAAUACUGUGGCUAUGGGGCUGUUCGAAACGAUUAUAUUGUCAAGCAUAUCAGAAGAAUUCAUGGUGACGGCAAGAUACAGUGUUCCGUAAGCGGUGCUGAAAAUGACUUAAAAAAUGCAUCAGUUAAUUUAAUUCAAAGUCAACUGCAAAACAGCCCACAAGAAAGUUUGCAGACAAAAACUUCUAAUGUUAUUGAUUUAACAAAUGAUGCAGAAAAUGGUGACACUCGCAAUGCAGUCGAUUCAAAUGGCAAUAAAAUAAGUGCUGUGCAGGGGGUUCUUGUGGAAGUUGAAGUAAUGUCUCCCCUACAAGAGGAAUUACGCCCGGAAAUGCCUUUAACUGUUGUCGCACCAUCAGGGUUGAAAGUACCAAACAAUUGUUUCGCUCAGGUUGUGGAUGUAAGGCCCAUUAAUGGUACGUACCGCUUAAUCUUACAGUGUCUGAAACAAGGAGACUCAGAAUUGGUUGAUUUAACGGUUACAGAUAAAACUUGUGAAGAGCAAUGCUUGGAGAACAAUUCCAAUACUAACCCACCUACAGCUGGCACUACUGUGUGCUCAUUGGGAGGCAAUGUUUCGCUGAAUGAAUAUGGUUCUGUAGAAGCCUUAAGCAAUCCUGUUAAUACAGACAAAGGUCCCAGUGCUACUUGUUUUUCUCAAACGCAGGUUGCUACAGACAAACAGAUCAACGUUGAGUCUGAUACACAAAUAAAUUCUGGGAAUGUCAGCCCAAUUCAAGAAGGACCAUUUAUUUCUUCUGUAUUUUCACUUAGUAGUGGCUCACAAAAUAUCCUGGAAGGAAUACGCUGGGAAAAGGGCCAUGCCAGUAGCAGAGAAACAAAGGCGCCUCAAGACACAAGCAAAACCUUAAACACACCUCCGACGAAAUCGGCCAAUUCAACUGUUGCUGGAAAUACUCUUUCCAUGCCUGAAACACCUAUAUCAAGUGUUAAAUCAUUACCUUUCAGUAAUUCUUUGGAAAUGCAGAGCUCUUCCUUGUUAAAUCGUGUGGAAAUGAAUGUCCAUAAAGAUCGCAGCCACCAAACAGAGACCAAUAUCUGUGCCAAACCUCAAACCCUUUUUCUGUCUUGUGACAAAUCUGUUGUUAUGCAGCCAGUUACCUGUGCCGUACAGAAUGAUCCGAAAAUGUCUAUUGCGCUGUUACCUAAAUCAAUCACUUCUGUGACAACAAAUACACAACAGCAAAAACAGCUUAUUGAUGCUGAAAGAACAAAUAAAAUUGGACAGAAUGGUAAAAUGCAGACUGAUGUAGACAAUGGGCAGUCAUUAAAAUCAAUAAAGAAGCAAAAAAGUUAUUCUAAGGAAAAGGAAAAAACGCUUUUCAAACCUGUGUCUUCACAAACUCUCCGGCUUCUGCCUCUUAAAGAAGAUCAGUUACUACAAAUUCCUUCCUUUAACCAGCCGGUGGUUGUAUUAAAUCAUCCAGAUCUGGAUACAUUGGAGAUUAUCAGUGUUAUGACAGCUAUCAGUAAAUUUAAAGGGAAAGUCCUCAGUGUAACACUGUGCAAACAAAUGUGCGAGCCAAACCGCUCACAUAAUGGAAAAUCGUUUGACCUAAGAUAAGAAAUGUGUUGUGUAAAUUUUAUUAUACCGCUGUUAAGGUAGAUGAAAUGAGAUGCUCAUCAGUAGAAAUCUUAGGGAGAAGUUAUUAGGAUUUUUUUUAAAAAAAAUAAACUUCUGACCUCAUAAAGAAUUUUAGAUGACUGGUUGUUUUUUUUUUUAAUUCCUACCUGCGCCUACAUUAAAAUGUGCCUUAAACGAACUUUUCAUUAAAUCCUUUUGCAAAUUAUACAUCUGUAUUGGAACUUACUUUAUUAUAUAAUUGUUCCAAUAUGUAUCAACUGUUUUUCACUGGAAGAGUAUCUGUUGCCUAUAAAUAGGGACCCAGAUAUUUAUUAGGGAGACAGUAUUCUGUGUAAUUCUGCACUUGUGACAUGGGUACAUUUAACAGUUUAUACUCAAAUCCAAAAAUUUUUGGUACGUGCUAGUUUUGCUUAUAUGUAAGGCAGAUAUUUUUAAUGGAAUUUUUUAUUUUUACUGUUUUUAAAUUAGGCAGUUUCUAAUUGCUGAAUAACUGUGACGCCCCCCCCCCCCCACGUCAGAGGUGUUCCACUGUGUGGAGCAGAUGACUUAACCUUUAUAGUAUUAUAUGUAAGUGCUUUACUUGGUAUCUGAACGAUACAACGUUAAUACAAGGGCCAGCUCCUCUAGUCAAACAAAAUCCUACAACGGUUAAUUUUACAUUAAGGUAUGUUUUAAUAAAGGUUGAAUACUUUUAGUAUGUUUCCUCAUGUCAAAACAUGGUGAAACCCUUCAGGUUUAAUGCAAUGUGCUGCAUGCAUUCAAUUUGUUUUUCUAAGUAUUUCAUUUGAAAGUGUUGUAAAUUUUUUGGCCAUCAGUUGAACAUCUGUAUAUCAUUAAAUAUGAUUUCUAAUAAUAAA
Messenger RNA from Xenopus tropicalis (tropical clawed frog), 3193 nucleotides. RefSeq names its product zinc finger protein 518B (gene znf518b). The record is from RefSeq and is a predicted model, not a curated record. Gene Ontology annotation, cellular component: nucleus. The coding region runs from base 519 to 2315 and encodes 598 amino acids. NCBI's taxonomy places the organism in Eukaryota, Metazoa, Chordata, Amphibia, Anura, Pipidae. The transcript has 2 exons.